AUGUCAUCCACAUUCACAGCUAUCCAACAACAACAACAGCAACAGCAAGAACCUGUUGUCACCAAUCAACAUCAUCAUAAUUCACUAGUAAUCAAAUCAGUUUUAAAAAAUCGAUAUCUAUUGCGUAACAUUACAAAACACUUUUAUCUCUACGAUCAUCUUGAUCAAAAGAAUAAUUUUGAUUGUUUUCUUUCAACUCUCAAUAAUAAUAAUAAUAAUAAUAAUAAUAAUACAGAUACACCAUUAUCAUCAACAAGACAACAACAACAAUCAUCUUUUUCAUCUUUAUCAACAUCAUCAUCAUCGUCAUUGAUAUGUCGUGACACACAAAUAUUCAAGUAUGGGGACAUUACCGAUUUAAAUUGGGUAUGUCAAAAUCGAUACUUUUCACUACUCAUCUACAAACUUGAGGAAUUACACAAGAGCAAGAGUAAGAGGUCAGGAUCACAGUCUGCCAAGUCAAAAGAGAUUGUUAUUAAAGAUGAAUCUAUUGCAUUGGUAUGCCAAUAUCUGUCUGAUCUUUCAAUGAUCCAAAAGAUAGCUGGUCUACUCUCAUUUAGAAUGUUUACACGGGAUGCUUAUAUUGCUGCCGCCAGUAAUGAGAAUACUCUAGUCUUUCAAUUUAUUGAAAAGAGUUGGAUCCAGUAUGCCCAGAACCUCAACAUUCGCAGAGACACUGUCAGUCUUGCACUAUGUGGUGCACUCGAACGACCCAACCUUGAAACCGUCCGUCACAUCGUCUCCAAACACUCUCUUUUAUUGGAAGGUUCGCUCAACAACCAAUACAUCAAUGCUCAACUACUCCAUCCAGACCUUGACCAAUACAAAUCAUUUUUAAAUCAUCAAGAGCAAGAGAAAGACAUUGAGCCAGAGUCAUCAACAUUGAAACAAUAUUUUAAAAGCAAAUAUACAACAUUUAUACAGUUGAUGACAAUUGACUCUUUCAAAGUACUAGCCAACAACCAAUUACUGGAUAAUAUUAAAGAGAGAUAUCAAUUCCAUGAUAUCUUGAUUCAAUAUUCAGAAUUAUUAAUUAAUCAUUUAUAUAAUCAUUUAAUUAUCAACAAUAAUAAUAAUAAUAAUCAACAACAAAAAAUAAUAAUGCACUCUGAUAUUACAAUAUUACAUUAUAUAUAUUUUAAAAAUUAUGAUCAACAACAACUCAUUGAUCAUCCAUCACAAUUUAAUUUGGAUCAAAUCAUUAAUUAUAUUCAUACUGGUGUUACUGUAGAGCUGACUGAAACACAAGAGAUAGUAGCUCUUUUGGCAGAGGUUAUAUCAAGAAUACCGGGAUUGUAUGGAUACAGAUAUAUAAAAAAGGAUAUUGAACAAUUCCAAGUCGAUCUACCUGAAAAGAUGGUAAUCCUAAUGUUGGCAGCUGGUAGUAACCAUUUAAUCGAUUUGUUACUUGAAAAUACAUUGGUCUAUCCUGCCAAGAGUACUAUUGGUAAUCGUAGUGAAACGACUCUUAGACAAGGGGUGGAACAGUUUAUUAUUGGAAAAGCUAUCCAGUAUGCCAAACCUGAACAGAUGGAAUACUUGCAACAACAAAGAUUCUCAACGUUUUUCACUGCCAUUGGACCUAGCAGUCAACCAUUCUCAUCGCUCUUAUCAUUGGCAUGCGACCAUUACAAUCUUGGUCUAGUGUCAGUUUUACUGUCUAAAGCUGGGUUGGAACCAAUUGCCAAUUUCAAUCUAUCCAAUAUAGUCAUUAAACUAAUCGAAUACAAUGUUCAUCUACUUGUCAUAUUUCGGUUAGUUGAAAGACUUUAUUUUGCAACAUUUGUUAAUAAUAAUAAUAAUUGUCCACCCAUUGCAACAAAUAUAAGAUCAUCUUUAAAACAUGUUGUUUCAUAUUUACAAGAAAAGGUUAAUAGUGAGACUAUCAUGACACGUCAAAGCUACCAACACUACCUAACUACCCUAAUGCAUAAUAUUAUGGCUAUGGCAUGUUAUUUUGGUCGUUUAGAGGUAGUUCAAUUUAUACAUAGUAUCCAUCCAGACCCUUUUACCAGUACAACAACAAACACAAAUGGUAUGGUAAUGAAUUGCUUGGUACGUGGUGGUGUGUAUCGUGUAGAUGAAAUAUUAGAGUUUUUCAAACAGUCCAAUCGAUACGACCCAGUAACUCAACCAACUUACCGAUUGUUGGGUCAAAUUGGAAAAGUCGAUUUGUUAAAAUCAAUCAUCGAGCAUGUCAAGAACCCAUCGUCGCUCAUUCUCUCUGCCACCUUUGAAGAGGCCAUUAUCCAUGGUCGAAUCGAUAUCGUCCGAUUCAUCCAUGAAUCCUAUCCCACCCACUAUGUCAAUAAUGUCGCACUGGCCAUUACACACGGACACUUGGAUAUUGUCCAAUUCAUGGUUGAAGAUGGUUACAAAAACGAUAGACUCGGUAUUAAACUACAUAAAAUUGAAGAGUUGGCAAUCAAACAUUCAAGAAUGGAGAUUUAUGAAUAUGCCAUUCAAAAAGGUUUACAAAAAAAAGAAAUUAAUCAAAAAAAAGAUAUUAAUCAAAAUAAUAAUCAGAAUCAAAAUAAGAAGAACAAUAAUAAUAAUAAUAAUAAGAAGAAUAAUGAUAAAAAGAAAAAGAAUAAGAAUAAGAAAUAA
Messenger RNA from Cavenderia fasciculata, 2607 nucleotides. RefSeq lists its product as uncharacterized. Lineage: Eukaryota; Evosea; Eumycetozoa; Acytosteliales; Cavenderiaceae. The record is from RefSeq and is a predicted model, not a curated record. The coding region runs from base 1 to 2607 and encodes 868 amino acids. The transcript has a single exon.